Messenger RNA from Aureobasidium musti, 468 nucleotides. Lineage: Eukaryota; Fungi; Ascomycota; Dothideomycetes; Dothideales; Saccotheciaceae. The record is from the annotation of a GenBank genome assembly.
AUGGCAGUCUUACCCGUUCCGGAAACCACAGAGCCUCUUGCUACGCUUGACCCAACUCGUCGUCAAUAUCUUUGUCUGACAAUCUGCGGUUAUCGCAAGCCGGGAAUGAGUGAGGAAGCAUAUCGAAACCACAUGAUCAACGUUUCUGUUCCGAUGACAAAAGAUCUGAUGGUGAAGUACGGCAUCAGAAGAUGGACCCAGAUACACAAUCAAACCAGUACACGCGACCUCAUGUCGCAUCUUUUCGACUCACAAAUGGUAAAUGUCGCCGACUUCGAUUGUUUCCNNAGCCAGGUCGUCUUCGAGUCUAUUGAGGAUUACAAACGUAUGAAACAAGACCCUUGGUACAAAGAACAUCUUUUCAACGAUCACCUCGAGUUUGCCGACACAAAGAGGAGCAAGAUGACCAUCGGAUGGAUUGAGGAUUUCAUUCGGGAUGGGCAAGUUGUCCAGGAGUCAUCGUUCUAA